Messenger RNA from Argentina anserina (silverweed cinquefoil), 1596 nucleotides. RefSeq names its product eukaryotic initiation factor 4A-3. The record is from RefSeq and is a predicted model, not a curated record. NCBI's taxonomy places the organism in Eukaryota, Viridiplantae, Streptophyta, Magnoliopsida, Rosales, Rosaceae. Bases 66 to 1304 code for a protein of 412 amino acids. The transcript has 8 exons. Gene Ontology annotation, molecular function: RNA helicase activity; ATP binding; mRNA binding. Gene Ontology annotation, cellular component: nucleolus; catalytic step 2 spliceosome.
CAAAAGACGCGAGCUUUCAUUCACAGCAAAAACGCAGAGGCAAACCCUAACCGGAAAGAUCUUCGAUGGCGGCCACGGCGACGACGAGCGUGGUCCCACAGAACCGUGCCAGGCGGGGAGGCGGAAUGGUCAACGAGGACAAGCUGGAGUUCUUGACAUCGGACGGCAUAGAGCCAAUCAUGAGCUUCGAUCAGAUGGGGAUCAAGGACGACCUCCUCCGCGGUAUCUACAACUACGGCUUCGAGAAGCCCUCCGCCAUCCAGCAACGCGCCGUCAGGCCCAUCAUUGAGGGCCGUGACGUCAUUGCCCAGGCCCAGUCCGGUACCGGAAAGACCUCCAUGAUUGCCCUCACCGUCUGCCAAAUCGUCGACACCUCCUCCCGAGAGGUUCAGGCGUUGAUACUGUCUCCGACGAGGGAGCUGGCGGCGCAGACUGAGAAGGUGAUAUUGGCAAUUGGAAAUUACAUAAAUAUCCAAGCUCAUUCUUGCAUUGGAGGCAAAAGCGUCGGCGAGGAUAUCAGGAAGCUCGAGUAUGGAGUUCAUGUGGUGUCUGGAACUCCCGGUAGAGUCUGUGAUAUGAUCAAGAGGAGAACACUUCGCACUCGAGCCAUCAAGCUAUUGAUUCUUGAUGAAUCGGAUGAAAUGUUGAGCAGAGGCUUCAAGGAUCAGAUUUACGAUGUAUACAGAUAUCUUCCACCGGAGCUCCAGGUUUGCUUGAUUUCCGCUACACUGCCCCAUGAAAUUUUGGAGAUGACUGGCAAGUUUAUGACUGACCCCGUGAGGAUCCUUGUUAAACGUGAUGAGUUGACUUUGGAGGGUAUCAAGCAAUUUUUCGUUGCAGUUGAAAGAGAAGAGUGGAAGUUUGAUACUUUAUGUGACCUUUAUGAUACUCUUACCAUUACACAAGCUGUUAUUUUCUGCAACACAAAGAGAAAGGUGGACUGGCUGACUGAAAAGAUGCGAUCUAAUAACUUUACAGUAUCUGCAAUGCACGGAGACAUGCCUCAGAAGGAGCGAGAUGCCAUCAUGAAUGAGUUCAGAAAUGGUACUACUCGUGUUUUGAUCACAACAGAUGUCUGGGCUCGGGGUCUUGAUGUUCAGCAGGUAUCUUUGGUUAUUAAUUAUGAUCUUCCCAACAAUCGAGAGCUGUACAUUCAUCGAAUUGGUCGUUCUGGUCGUUUUGGACGCAAGGGUGUGGCAAUAAACUUUGUCAAAAGUGAUGAUAUCAAGAUUUUAAGAGACAUCGAACAGUAUUACAGCACCCAGAUUGAUGAAAUGCCAAUGAAUGUGGCAGAUUUGAUAUAAGAGUUCCUGGCAACUUGUGUGCAAGUGGAGUGAGUAUUGGUUCAAUGUGGAUUGACAUGUGGUACCUCGUCUAUAUUUGUGAUGGAUUGUACACUAGCAGAAGUUGGAAUCAUAUUUUCUUUUAAUGUUGGCUUAAAAUGCCAGUGUGUUAGGUUAGCGUGACAGAUAUCCUGAUACUUUUAAGCACCUUGUGUCAUGGAACCCUACUUUUGUUGAUGUUAAUUUCAAGCCUUGAGGUUUUGUGAGAGCGAACAAAUAUUUUUUAAAUCUUGCAACGCAUCAGUUUUCUGUG